AUGCCCCAUUUGGUUUCUAUCUCUUCCCUACGCCUCUCUUCUCUCGCCCAUUCUCUAGGUUCCAUUAGCUGCACAGUGCAAUCGGACCAGCUGCGCAGUGCAGUGCUAUCGAUUCUCCAACCCCAAUCCACCUACUACUACCGCAUCGCUGGGGAGGGGCCGCAACGGUCGGACCAGCUGCACAGCGUAGUGCUUUCGGGCCUGCAACCCCAAUCCACCUACUACUACCGCAUCGCAGGGGAGGGACCAGAGCGGUCCUUUGUGACGCCGCCCACCGAUGCCGCUGCUGAUGUCAGCAUCGCUGUUGUUGGUGACAUUGGUCUCUCUAAGGCAGCCCGCACAACCAUCACGCGUCUCUCCCAGCAGCCCCACUCCCUCACCCUCGUCCCUGGCGAUCUUUCCUAUGCCAACGGCUUCCAAUCCGUGUGGGACAGGUGGCAGUCUCUGAUUGAACCAGACGCCAGCACACACCCCUGGAUGGUCGUCCCCGGAAACCACGAAGCCAAGGCACUUAGUGCGAUCAGCCCCAAGGGAUUCGAGUGGCCCGCGUUUCUUAAGAGUUCCGCUUUGCUAAACAGCGGCGCGUUUCUAGCGUAUAAGAAGCGGUGGGUCAUGCCCUCUGCUGCUAGCGGGUCGCCUUCUAAGCUGUACUACUCGUUUGAGGUGGGAGGGGCACAUAUCAUCGUGCUCUCCUGCUACUCGCCCUUCGGCCCAGACUCUGACCAGCGCAAAUGGCUGCAGAAGGACCUAUCCAGUGUGGAUCGCUCGAAAACCCCCUGGCUCAUAGCAUCGCUGCACGAGCCGUGGUAUCACUCCAACAGCGACCACCAGACAGACGGGCAGGCCAUGAGGACGGCCCUGGAAGAGACGCUCUAUGCUGCCCGCGUUGACAUGCUGAUCACCGGCCAUGUGCAUGCGUACGAACGAACGACCCGCGUGUACAAUGGUCAGGAGGACCCUUGUGGGAUCAUGCACAUCACUGUUGGGAGUGGCGGCAAGGAUCUCUACCCCAGGUGCGCUGGGCUGUACCGUCAACACGUGUAUACCUAUAGUUGGUGA
Molecule: messenger RNA, 1059 nt
Organism: Closterium sp. Naga37s-1
Lineage: Eukaryota; Viridiplantae; Streptophyta; Zygnematophyceae; Desmidiales; Closteriaceae
Source: the annotation of a GenBank genome assembly